Octopus sinensis (East Asian common octopus) is the source of this 3559-nucleotide messenger RNA. Its product is annotated as protocadherin beta-15-like. Gene Ontology annotation, biological process: homophilic cell-cell adhesion. Gene Ontology annotation, molecular function: calcium ion binding. Gene Ontology annotation, cellular component: plasma membrane. The record is from RefSeq and is a predicted model, not a curated record. NCBI's taxonomy places the organism in Eukaryota, Metazoa, Mollusca, Cephalopoda, Octopoda, Octopodidae. The transcript is spliced from 4 exons. Bases 68 to 2674 code for a protein of 868 amino acids.
AUAAUUAUUAAAAAGGUUCAAACAACAUAUCUUGAUAGCCUGAAGUGUACCAUCACUCCAGAACAAUAUGUUCCUGUCAUUGUCCAUUGUAUUGUCACUGGUCCACUGUGUCCUGACCAUAGACCUUACCUACCACGUGGAAGAAGAGAGAAGUCCAGGAACAUAUGUAGCAGACAUUGCUGCCGAUUCUAAACUUUUAGACAAUGUUAAACCAUCUGACCAACAUUUGAUAACAUUCAGUCAAUUCAAACGAAAGGUGGCACAGUUAUUUAACAUCACCAAAACAGGUAAACUGUACACUGCUCAGACACUGGAUGCAGAAGAUCUCUGUACAUUUAACAAAGAAUGUUCCAGAACUAUGAAAGUUGUUGUCAAUAAAGGAACCAGUGUUUCAAAAAUAUUAAAAAUCAAAAUAAUCAUAGAAGACAUCAAUGAUCAUCAACCAGAGUUUCCUAUGAGGGUAGUUAAUAUACAGUUUGGUGAACAUGAUCGUGAUGGAGCCAAAGUGUCACUACCAAACGCAAUGGACAAGGAUAUAGGAUUUCAAAACUCAUUAAUACAAUAUAAAUUAAAAUCAAAGAAUGGAGAACCAUUCUCUUUGUCAGUGUCUAAAAGAGCUGAUGGUAUUUCUUCUCUUAAAAUAGUUUUAAAAGAAUCAUUGGACAGAGAAAUCAAAGAUACAUAUUUAUUACAGGUCAUAGCUAAAGAUGGAGGGUCACCAGCAAAACAAGGGAUUUUGAAUAUAAAUAUUUCUGUAACAGAUGAAAAUGACAACCCACCUGUAUUUUCUAAACCUCUGUAUAAUAUAUCCAUACAAAGUAAACAUCACAGGUCUAAACCCAUCAUUGUUUUAUCUGUGACUGAUGCUGAUGCUGGUGAAAAUGGUAAAAUUACUUUCCAUUUUAGUCCAAAGACAUCAGAUAUAGCAAAAAGCUAUUUUCAAUUGAACGAAACCAGUGGAAAUAUUCUGUUAAGGGAAUAUUCAAAUCUGGGUAAAAAGAAAACCUAUGAAUUGUUUAUUGAAGCCAGAGACGGGGGCAGCCCUCCUCUCAUUUCUAUAGCAACUGUUUUGGUAAAUGUCAUCAACCAACACAACAAUCCUCCAUCUAUUGAUAUUGAUUAUGUUAAUGCAAUCAAUGACAACACAGCUACUAUUUCUGAAAACAUCAAAGUUGGUAGUUUCAUUGCUUAUGUGAUGGUCACUGACAAUGAUGUGGGACAAAAUGGAGAGGUCAGCUGUGAUAUCAAACAUGAUACAUUCAAACUACAGUCAAUGGGAUCUAAAGAAUAUAAAAUCAUUCUAAACAAACCAGUGGACAGAGAAACACAAGGACACUAUAACAUUCCUGUCUCCUGUCAAGAUAAAGGAUUACCUCCUCUCAAAAGUGUUAAAAGCCUCUCUAUCCAAGUGACUGACAUCAACGAUGUACAACCACAGUUUACCAAAGAUACAUUCCAAUUCCUCACCUACGAAAACAAAGAUAAAGACUUCCCUAUUGGUUUUGUCAAUGCCACUGACCCCGAUCUUGGAUCUGCUGGACAACUCACAUAUUCUCUGCUGCGUAAAGAAAAAUCCAAUCUCCCAUUUCUCAUCACCAGUUAUGGCUUCAUUUCAGCGACCAUGUCAUUGGACAGAGAGAAACAAGAUGUGUAUAAGUUUGAGGUUUUUGUCAAAGAUAAUGGAAGCCCAUCUCUGAAUGACACAGCGAAUGUUGUUGUUGAGAUUCUAGAUCAAAAUGACAAUGCUCCGUAUUUUACAUAUCCUAGUAGUGACCCUUACACGCUAAAUGUGCAGUACCAUCCGCAGAGUAAGAGUGACAUCACAGUUUUGAGAGCGUCUGAUGGGGACAGUGGAAACAAUGCUUUCCUCAGAUAUGCAAUCAUACAAGGAAAUGAUAAACAGUUGUUUAGUAUGAACUCACACAGUGGUGCUUUAUCCUUCUCCAGACAAGUUUAUCUAAAUGAUGCUGGAAGUUAUGAGCUGGUGUUUGUUGUGAAGGACAGUGGUAGUCCAGUUCAGUCGUCAACAACUAGUGUCACUUUGGUAUUGGCUGUUAGUAACGAGACAUCACCAAUGUCGAAGAGUGGACCAUUACAAUCUUCAGGUCGGGUCCAUAUGACAUGGGUUAUUAUCAUUGUAUCAUCAGCAGUAAUAAUAUCAGUGGCUAUUGUUGUUUCUAUAACGCUGUGUAUUAUGAAAUGUAUUAAACACAGAGAUAACACAGCUGCUGCCACAAAGAAUACAGCCUACCAAGGUAGAGCAGAGAUGAAACAAUUGUUGUACCAGACUAACACUUCUGUUGCUAUGUCGAGGAAUGCAGAAGAGAUGGUGAAGCGGAACAUCUAUUCUGAGAGAUCCAAGAGUGAAUGUUAUGCAGAAGGUCAGCUACAGAACAAAUAUGAAUCUUCAGUUCAGUCGAGAACUUUACCAAAACCUACCCCAAAAUACUGUCAACCUGUUGUGGUGACAUCAAGUGAUGAUGCUGUGGAAGAUAAUGCUACUAUGGUUUGUAACUAUACAUCAGAUACAAUGUCAUCCAAGAGAAGUGGUAGACAUGGAGACUUGAAACAUUAUGAAGAAAUACCAGGAGUAUCAGAUCAAAAUUUAUAUAAGAAUAAUGAUGCAACUACGUCGAAAGAUUCCAGUGAAGAAACUCCAGUCAAACAUGUAUAAUACUUUGCAUUAUGUAAAUACAAGAUAUAGACUCUUCAGUACACACACACACACACACACACACACAUUUUGCUAUAUACUCUAUAUAAGAAUACAGAUUAUCAAAGGCAAAAAGAUAAUAUAGAUAAGUUAUUAUUUUUUUCUUUUUUAAUUAUCCCUUGAUUGCAAAAUAGGUGGGGUUUUUAAUAUAAUGAAAGAAUGUUUAUUACACUCAAUAGUACACCAAAUUUUCUAUGUUUUAUUGAUAAUAAUAACCAGAGAUUAUAUUGUAUAUGGUUUGCCAUGUUUACUCUGUCCUUUGCAGGGCUUGUGUAAUUCUCCUUCUGAUGGUGUAAAAGUACAUAAGGGAGAUUUUUAUUUAUCCAUGAGAUGAAGUUACCUGACAUCUUUGGAGUAUUAUUAUUAACUAUAAAUGCUAUAACUUAAGCUGGCAGCCACUGUGGGAAAGCAUGAUCAUCACAACCUCUAAAUAUAUGACCAUGUUCAUCAGGGAAAGAAAUCAAUAUGAAGGGAGCAGCUUCAUUGGUCUCCUGUUUCGAUCACUCGACCAAUCAGAUUCGGGAUAAAACACACAACAAUUCACUAACAAAGCCAAGCCUUCACAUCACUAAUGUUAUUAUCCCAAACAGUUAUGUUCUGUUUCAGUAUAAACAUAAUUCUAGCUAUUUAAAUAUAUAUCCAUGUAAAUAGUAAACAUCUUCUUUGAGGACAAAUACAUGCACAGAAUACUAUUAGGUGGAUGUACUCUUACAAACAUACAACUUCAGUGACACAUGCAACCCUCUCCUAGCAGCAGACUCUCUGCCUGACGUGCUACACUACUCCAUCACCAUAACAGCCAUUGUCACACCAUUACAGCAGCACUUACAAUGGAUCUUUCUACAA